Penaeus vannamei (Pacific white shrimp) is the source of this 1534-nucleotide messenger RNA. Lineage: Eukaryota; Metazoa; Arthropoda; Malacostraca; Decapoda; Penaeidae. The record is from RefSeq and is a predicted model, not a curated record.
AAAUAUUCUGGAAGACAAACCAAAUGACCAGGCAUCACGAUGGUCUUCUGAUUCAAAUAAUCCACCACAGUUCCUGAUAUUAAAACUAGAACGUCCAGCAGUGUUAAAAACUAUAACUUUUGGGAAGUAUGAAAAAGUUCACGUCUGCAACAUCAAAAAAUUUAGGGUCUAUGGAGGUUUAUCAGAUGACAACAUGGUGCUCCUGUUAGAAAGUGGAUUGAAAAAUGACACUGUCCCUGAGACUUUCCUAUUAAAGCACACAGUGUCUGGACAUCAGUUUCCAGUUCGCUAUGUAAAGAUAGUUCCUUUACAGUCAUGGGGAUCAACCUUCAACUUUAGUAUUUGGCAUGUUAGUCUUGGAGGCUGUGAGGACUGGAACAUUGUGCAGAAAUGUAUCAACUGGUAUACAACUUAUCGGGAAAGAGAAGCCAUCCGCCUGUGUCUGAAACAUUUUCGCCAGCAUAAUUACACAGAAGCAUUUGAAUCUCUGGAGAAGAGGACACGUGUUACUUUAGAAGAUCCUAGACUAACAAAGCUUCACAAACUCCUAGUGGAACAAGGAGAUUUUGAUGGCAGUGAGAAACUCAUAAGCGAAGCAGCACGAGAUGGAUUGUUUCAACAGUACAUCAGCCAACAAGAAUAUAAACCACAGUGGACACCCAUCAUCCCAUCCCCAACUGGCAGUCGUCAGCAGCCUGGCAUGAGAGGUGGUCACCAAAUGUGUAUUGACACAAAUACUCAGACUAUAUACUUGUUUGGUGGGUGGGAUGGCAACCAGGAUUUAAGUGACUUGUGGUCAUACCAAGUGUUGUCACAAGAAUGGACUUGUAUAUCACGCGAUACUCAUGCAAAGGGAGGGCCAAGUGCACGUUCCUGUCACAAGAUGUGUUUGGAUCCUGAACGUAGACAGAUUUUCACCUUAGGAAGAUAUCUUGACUCAGCUCUUCGAGUUCCAGAAAACUUAAAAAGUGACUUCUAUAUGUAUGACAUAGAAAACAACAAAUGGACACAAAUCACAGAAGACACAGCUGCUCUUGGAGGUCCCCGGCUUAUAUUUGACCAUCAAAUGGUGAUGGAUGUGGAGAAUCGAAUAAUUUACGUCUUUGGAGGCCGUGUGCUCACCCCCUCACGUUGGGAGGGGUGCGUUGGGGGUUUGGGGCUGGAUGAGCGACGCAACAAUACCUACACUCCUAGCGAAGCAAUAUUCUCUGGUCUUUAUUCAUACCAUGUAGCAACUAAUACAUGGACUAAGCUAAGAGAUGAUGACUGUGCAGGAAAUGGCACAGGACCUCAAGAUAUUAAAUCUAGAAUUGGACACUCUAUGCUCUUCCAUAGUGGGACCCGGCAGCUAUUCAUACUAGCAGGUCAGAGGAACAAGGAGUACCUGACAGAUUUCUUUACCUACAAUAUAGACUCUGACACUGUAACAUAUAUUAGUGAUGGAUCUGGAAAAGAUUCUGCCUCAGUACCUGCCGCUGGAUUCACUCAGAAAGCAACAAUAGACCCACAGUUAAAUGAGAUCCAUGUUCUGUCG